Molecule: messenger RNA, 1035 nt
Organism: Fusarium verticillioides 7600
Lineage: Eukaryota; Fungi; Ascomycota; Sordariomycetes; Hypocreales; Nectriaceae
Exons: 3
Coding region: 1-1035 (344 amino acids)
Cellular component (GO): plasma membrane; fungal-type vacuole
Source: RefSeq, a predicted model, not a curated record
AUGAACAACACUCAGAGAGAACGAUGUGAGAAAAUAUCUCCCGACUGUCCCCUCGAGGACACCAUCUACGGCUAUGUCCCCAACAUGGGCGGCAAUGCCUUUUUCGGCGUCGUCUUCGGUAUCUGCACCCUCGUCCAAGUCUACUUUCUUAUCCGCUACUGGCGCCUCUGGAAAGGCUACACCAUCCUCGUCCUCAUCGGCAGUUUGCUCGAAUGUUGCGGCUACGCCGGCCGAAUUCUUAUGUCCAAGAACCCAUGGGAUGAUGCAGCUACGUCAAUCCAAUUCGUGCUUCUCAUGGUCGGCCCAUCGUUCCUUGCUGCAGCACUGUACAUGACGCUUCGGGCUUUGGUGCAGUACUUUGGGGAGCAGUAUGCCAAGCUUCCAGCGAGGCUCUGGACGUGGCCGUUCGUCACUGCUGAUAUGCUGGGGUUCUUUUCCCAGUGUGUUGGUGGUGUCAUGGCGUCGAUGACGGAGAAGUAUCCUUCUCUUGGAACUGUAGGAAGGGUAAUCAUGGUGUUUGGGGUGACAUUUCAGGCUGUCGUCAUGGCUAUUGCAGGCAUUCUUGCCGCUGACUUUGCUUUGCGUAUGCGUCGAGAACGUGGAAGUGUCUUUCGAUAUCUGCCCAAGGACCUCAACAUCUUUCUGAUCUCUCUGACGGUUGUAUUUCUUCUCGUUCUGACCCGUUGUAUCUACCGUAUCCCUGAGUUGGCUGGGGGCGUUGGUGGACACAUGAUGCGACAAGAGGUUGAGUUCAUGAUCCUCGAUGGCUGUAUGAUCGCCAUUUCAGUCAUUCUACUCUCCGUCAUUCAUCCCGGUAUCUACGCUACCGCCAUCCAUGGCCGUGCCGACCAUCGAUCUAAGUCAGUCAGACUCAUGGAUCUCGAAUCGAGUGCAUCUCGAGAUGGAUCUGGCAGAAUGCCUUCAGAUAGAUCGCGGAGAGGACAUUCGAGCAGAUCACACAGAUCACCGUCAAGCAGAUCACGCAGGUCGCCUGCGGGCCGAUACGAACCUCGACGAGAGCCCUCCGACUACUGA